Cyphellophora attinorum is the source of this 1779-nucleotide messenger RNA. RefSeq lists its product as uncharacterized. The record is from RefSeq and is a predicted model, not a curated record. The transcript is spliced from 2 exons. Lineage: Eukaryota; Fungi; Ascomycota; Eurotiomycetes; Chaetothyriales; Cyphellophoraceae. The coding region runs from base 1 to 1779 and encodes 592 amino acids.
AUGGUUUCGACAACCCGCCGGGACCAGAUACAAACAAGAAGCCGCACGAGAGAACAGGCGCACUCGACCGCCGCUUUACAUACCGCGAACGACAGCCAGUCUGGAAAGCAGACGGGGAGGGGCCCCGCGGAUGGCCCCCCCAGCAGUAACGUUGCAAGGGCUACUGUUGAACCAGUGCCGAACGCGAUCGAGCAGCAUCCGAGUGAUAGCUCUGGAAACAACAAGGCCGGCGUUCGCCGGAAAAUCCUCGAAUGUGCCAAAGCAUUACGUGAUAUCGUUGACGAUGCGGAGCUCUGGGAUCCGAUCACUGCGAAGACGAUCGAAGUCAGACAAGCAGAACGCACGGCGAACACUGCCGAUGCUGCCAGCCCGACGAAAGCAACUCCUUUGCGUGAAACAGCAAACAAAGAAACUCAGACUGAUGUAAAGCCAUCUGCUCGAGUUUCGGAGGCAAUACUUGCCAUCGAUUCCCUCUCUCGAACGCGAGCGGUACUUGAGCUGCGUCAAGGCCACCUGAGUCGAGCGCAAGAGAAGCUUCAUCGCCGCGAAGCACACCUAUUGAACAUGUUUAGCAAGUAUACAAUGAACGGCACUAAUGAGCAGCACAAGCAUAGCCUGACAGCAGAAGAAUUGGUCAAGCGUUGUGUCGCUAUAACAAGUGCUCAGAGAUCUGCUGUGCAGAGGUGGGAACGAGCCAAAAAGCUGGAGGCAACAAUGAGAGACAUACUCAAGAGAGUACAAACCAGGGUCGAUGCUCUCCACCAAAGCAUUCCAGAAAUGGCUCGCGCAGCAUUGGCGCCAGCACCAAAUCCAAAUGCCGGAGAACUUCUUGCACUGGUCAUGGAGAAGGCAAAUAAACAAACACCUGCCUCUUUGUUUACAGAUAGCCCAGAUGACGAGGAGGACGAGGAAGUCCUCGACGGAGAUGCUCCAGGCCAGGCCAUGGCGCCACCAGCUGAGAUUGCCCUUCGAAGAUCUGCUAUGUCGCAGCUGAUCGGACGGUGCAAAGUCGCAAAAGCCAAAAGAGAAACCAGUCGGGCGUGGUCAGCAGCCUUCCUUCGUUCCAGGACGAUUGAGCCUUUGCCCGGAGAGACCCAGGCCGAGCUGAAUAGGAGAUAUCUGGAAGCUUUGCAAGUGCUGAACGAAGAUGUGCGCGUGGCAGAAUCCGAGUUCAGCGAAGUGGCCAGAGAAGCGCAAGACCAAGAUGUUGUGUCAACGUCCUCGAUGUCAGGUCGGUUUCCACUAUAUGACAGAUACCCUGAUUUCGGGGCGGCGGAAAGGCAAGCUGAAAUCGAUCAUUCCAUGCAACAUACUGAUUAUGCUGCAAUCGACGAAUGGGUUCCUCGGCCGGGGACUGGCCUCAGUAACGAUGUCGACCGAACGGACCUUACAGGAUCAGAGUCUGGAUGGUACGAUGGCUUGUUGGACGUCGCACUGGGCGAAGAAGUCAAUGACUGGGAGACCGACCAUCGUCGCCGCAAGUACAUAGACUCGUGGCAAGAAGAUCCCUGGUCACUCUUUGAGCACCAGAUGGAGGUCGAAUGGCCAGACGCGAGGGUCGACCGGCCAGAUGUGGGUAGAUGGGGUCCUGAUCUGGCGCCCGAAACAAUCGACAGGCGCGAUACAACAACGAUUGUUGAGGCCGAGGAUCGUGGGAUCCCAGUCGAACAGCUCGAGACGCGUAGUGACCCUGGAGUAGGCGGUUCGUCAAAUGGGAGCUCCGACGUUGGUGCGCGACCAAGAAGACGCGGUAUGUGGGCUGCGUGUCCGCAUAUGUAG